This is a messenger RNA of Helianthus annuus (common sunflower), 2394 nucleotides long. RefSeq lists its product as uncharacterized. The record is from RefSeq and is a predicted model, not a curated record. Lineage: Eukaryota; Viridiplantae; Streptophyta; Magnoliopsida; Asterales; Asteraceae. The transcript has 9 exons. Bases 593 to 1672 code for a protein of 359 amino acids.
AGUAAACCAUUAAUGUGUUUCAUCCAUUUAGCCAUUCCUUUUUCAAUUAACUUAAUUCAUCUUUAAUGUGACAUAAUUGAUGGAGUGAUAUAAGAAGGUUUCUUUGUUAAUUGAUUAUUCUCUUCCGCUUACAGGGGAUAGCGCUAAGGUAAUUAACAUCAAAAUUCAAUAUUUCUAUUACUUGAAUUCUCUUGCUUUAUAAUUUCUUUCAAUGUAUUAUUUUGUGUUUUGACUUGGAUAUAAAACAUAAUGUGAAGGUAUAUUUUAAACUUAUUUUACCGAGUUUUUUUAUUUGGAUUGCAGAAUAAGUGCUUUGAUGAACUAAUAGGUGUUUGAAUUUUGUGUUUACUUUGCUCUGCAUAGGGCUCCUUCAGUUUUUUGUAUUCUUUUACUUCGCUCAGUAAUUAUUCUAUUUUCAAGAUAAGAAUACAAGCUGCAUCUGCAUUGGCUACCCUACCAACAAUAGUGGGUGAAUCAGUAAUAACAAAACUAUUGAGAUAAGUUUUAAAGCUUAUUGAGAAAUAUUGAUUGUGUUUCUAUAAAUACUUUACCGUUUAAUUUUGUAAAAAACCUUCAUAUUUAAUUUUCAGAUAUGGAUCCAAUGAACAACAGUCUUUCAUUUUUAAAUCUUAUUCAGGAAGAUGACCAGAUAUUUUUGCAAAUACCUAAUGACUUUGCUUCAAUGAUUUGGGGAGACCAACCACCUUACAAAGAUUCAGUUAAGAUUGUUGAUGGCAACAAGUUAUGGUUUGUAAGACUGAAAAAAACUGAUGUUGGCCAUGUUCUUGCUGAUGGCUUCACCAAAGUUGUUCGGGAUAGUUGUAUAAGAAAAAACAACUAUCUUAUGUUUCAGUCAUUUGGACAAUCAUCAUUCUUUCUAAUGGUGUUUAAAUCAUUUGUUCAUCAAUACUGCUUUAUAUCCAAAAUCACACCUGACAAAGACGUUAUUGUCAUGGCUGAUGAAUUUUGGAGGCAAUUUUAUUGGAAAAAUUUCAAAGGUGGUCAAUCAACUCUUUAUUUAGGAGAUAGAUUUUGGAACGUUAAGAUGGACGGAUUAACUGACAGCUUUGUUUUUACUCAUGGAUGUUCUAAGAUGGUAAACGAUCUUGCCUUAGACAGCCGAUCUAUCUUUGUCUUUUCAAUGGUUGGAAAUAAAAUUUUCGAGCUUUCAGUCUUUAAUCAUCAAACCAGUACUCAAAUUCAGAACAACAAGGUUGAGUUAGUUGUUUUGGAUGACUCCAUCUAUGGUGAUGAUGGUGGUGAUUUGGUUAUUGCGUCCGAACAUAAGGAGAAGUGUAGUACUGCCGAAACUGACUUUCAGGAAAGUGUUGUUGUGGAAUGUGAAGACGACAAAUUUCAGUUGGCAAGUUUUGAGUCUGUGUUCAAUGAUAUUGAUGAUUCGAAGUUUGAUAACUUUUUCUCAUCUCUACUUGAAAUGGAAGACCUUAAGAAGAAGGACAAAAGCAACUUUGAGAUGGACCUGGACAAAUUUUUGAUACCGAAGAAUAACUCCCAUGUUGAUCCUACACGAAAAACAAAUAUUUUUAUUUCUGAACCGAGUCUGUCCUCCAUAGUUGUUUCUGAUUUGAGUAUUUCUGAUUCGAUAUUUUGUUCGAAUUAUGAUAAUUACUUAUGUAUUUAUUUACCUGUUUUAGACCAUUCCGAAAUAUAAAGUUGAUGUUGGUCAAAUUGUUUUGCCGAUAAAGAGGAAGGCCACUCAGAAAUGUAAAGCAGUUAUGUUGGUGUCCGAUGAGUCUCUUAUCGCUCAUCGUACACGUUCAAAGUUUAGAAAAAAAAAAUGAAUUUGUGGUUGUUGAUAAGUUUCUGUUAGCCGUAAACGUUCUACAUUGAAAAGGUCGAAAACAAUUUCAAUCAUUGAGUUCACCAAAGUCGCCGAGAACAGAAUGCGUUUACCGUCUGCUAUUUCCGAUGAGUUGUCUCUUUCUUUUCACAACCUCCGUGAUGUUUCAAUCCAAAACAUUAGAUGUGAGGUAACAAACAUGAAGACGAUAGCGGAAAAGAAUGGAGAUGGUUACAGGUAUGGUUUUUCCAAGUGGUCGGCUUUCUUGAAAUCAAAUCAAAUACACAUGGCGCUACUCUUUUCUUUAAAUAUGUCAAGUCUUCACAGCUUUUGAUUUUGACCAAAUUUGUACACAAGACGACAAAGAAAAGAGGCCGUCCGUGACUGUUUGCAUUUGUGGUUGUUAGUUGGUUUUGUAUAUGUUUUCGUGAACUGGUAGUUAUUAGUUGAUGGUGGGUUUACAGUUGUUUGCAUAGUUUCUACUUGAUCUUCGUAUGGCCCAAGUUGGAUGUCAGUUAUGUUUUCUGUUUGGACAAUUAGUACUUAAACAUGCCCUCUUUUGUAAGAAAGUUUACAAGUUAAUUUUUGUUUUA